CUAUAUAAACAAGGCAGUUCGGCUGCUAGAGGCCAGACAGCAAUAUUGCCUGGCUGAAGGGCUGCUGCGAAUGACCUGGAGGGAGAAAUCUCUCUGACACCACCCACGGUUGUUCUCGAGAAGCUGGGAGAAACAGAUCGUUUCCCUUCAAGGAUCAUGCUGAGAAUUUUACCUGUCAGCAAACAACCCGAGUGCCUUGGAGUGAGUUACAAUGCAGCAAAGACAACAGCAGAAAUCUGUAUAUGGGAGUUGUUCAUCGGAGCACACUGCAUACCCUAUCUCUAACAGAGUCUUGCGUUAACUCGAGGACGCCUAAGGCUGUACAUUUGCCAUUGCUUCUGUGUCCAGUUUAUAAAUGCUUGUUUCUCUCCGGGAAUUGCAUCCUUACACCUGCACCACUCCCCUGCUCAGCAGCCAGGCCUAGUCUGCAGACAAGCAGCAUUAUGACCUAGAAGGUGGUGAUUGGCUGAAAACACCGACUGCUUGCCAGUCCCGCUGAACCCUCCCUCUGACUUGGCCAGGCUGACGGUUACGAGUGCCAACUGCCAUUUGCAGUUUAUUUCAGAGGUAGCAAUCCACUGACUCAGAAAAAAUGGUUGAUCGUCUCUUGGGAACUUGGAAAUCAACCUCUUGUGAAAAUUUUGAUGAAUAUAUGAAAGAAUUAGGAGUGGGCUUAGCCACCAGGAAAUUGGGUAGGCUGGCCAAGCCCAGCAUGACAAUCAGUGCUGCAAGAGAUGUAAUAACCAUCAAAACCAAGAGUGCUUUUAAAAAUAAUGAGAUUUCCUUCAAGCUUGGUGAGGAGUUUGAUGAAACCACACCAGAUGACCGGAAAACCAAGAGCAUUGUGACCUUAGAAGAUGGUUCAUUAAAUCAGGUCCAGAAUUGGGAUGGCAAAGAGACUACAAUAAAAAGGAAAGUGGUGGAAGGGAAAAUGGUGGUGGAAUGUACCAUGAAUGAUGUCACUUGCACUAGGAUCUAUGAAAAAGUGUGAGGAAAUUCUUUCACAGCCUACUAGACUGGCACCCACAAUAUGUUUAACUAUUAUAUGUACUUAAUAAAAAGCAUCCAAAUGCGG
Messenger RNA from Alligator sinensis (Chinese alligator), 1075 nucleotides. RefSeq names its product myelin P2 protein-like. Gene Ontology annotation, cellular component: cytosol; nucleus. The coding region runs from base 593 to 991 and encodes 132 amino acids. NCBI's taxonomy places the organism in Eukaryota, Metazoa, Chordata, Crocodylia, Alligatoridae. The record is from RefSeq and is a predicted model, not a curated record. Gene Ontology annotation, biological process: fatty acid transport. Gene Ontology annotation, molecular function: fatty acid binding. The transcript is spliced from 8 exons.